This is a messenger RNA of Sitodiplosis mosellana (orange wheat blossom midge), 2612 nucleotides long. RefSeq names its product anaphase-promoting complex subunit 4 (gene APC4). Gene Ontology annotation, molecular function: protein binding. The record is from RefSeq and is a predicted model, not a curated record. Lineage: Eukaryota; Metazoa; Arthropoda; Insecta; Diptera; Cecidomyiidae. The transcript is spliced from 6 exons. Gene Ontology annotation, biological process: anaphase-promoting complex-dependent catabolic process; positive regulation of mitotic metaphase/anaphase transition; protein K11-linked ubiquitination. Gene Ontology annotation, cellular component: nuclear periphery; anaphase-promoting complex. The coding region runs from base 225 to 2531 and encodes 768 amino acids.
UGCAGCGAUACUAUGAAAUGAAAUCGAAUUGGGAUAUUUUGACACAUUGACACUGUUGUUGACAGUUCGGCGCGAUAUUCUGACAUUGAAUACUCCGCUAUGUUGUGCCAGUAUAUACACUGACAUUUGAACAAUGCAAACGGUAACUUUGAAUUGAACAGCGUAAUAAACUUGUAGUUUUAGAUAUAUAUUUUUUCUGACUGAGCAAGGAAUUUAAUUCUAAAAUGCAGUCAAGUUUAAUGCGAUUGCAUAACUCCAAAGGAGUUCGUUAUAAUAUCGAAUUGCUAACAUGGAGCCAUAAAAUGGAUUUAAUUGCCAUGAGCAAUGACAAAGGCGAAGUUAUUGUACAGCGAUUGAAUUUACAAGUGCUUUGGACACAACCGGCACCGUUUGAAGAUGCUAAAGUGUGUGGAAUUGGCUGGCGACCCGAUGAACGUAUAUUGGCUAUUGGUUACAACAGUGGAAAAGUGAUUUUGGUCGAUGUGGAAAAUCAUCAAACUCUUCAUACGCUUGAAUUAAAAAGCGAAAUUGUUUCGCUCAAUUGGACGCAAAAUACCAAAGAGUCAUACGACGAUUUUGAUGAUUUGCAAGGCAAUACGAAAUUGUUUGCCAAUGGUCACAAAGUGUAUUUGCCUCCAUUGCCGAAUUUUAAUUCGCUAACAUCGAACACACGGAAGCAUGAUUACAAUUCUCACACUCCGUACGCCACUCGUGUUUUCAAUAUGUUGAUGAUCGCAUUGAAAUCGGGUGUGGUGCGAAUGUUUGUCUUUGGAAUGUUGCCGUGUGGCCAGAUCAAUGUGAAAUCCUCACUGGGAGUUAAGGGCAACGAAGAUUUUCAACUAUUCGACAUGAAAAUGAGCAGCGAUUUUAAUACGGUCUUUGUUUUGGUUCGACACAAACGGAAACUUCGACACUUGGCCUUUCAGAAUACAAUUUACUCAGAGUCAACUGUUUCAUUGUUGAAAUUAGCCACUCAGUAUGGGUACAUUGUAAACACAUUGGCUUAUAUUGAAGAGAUUGUUCAGUGUAUAAUCGAAGCCUGGGAAACAGCACUUUUGGAAAUGGACCGAAAACUAACAAAUUACGUAAAUUCUCGGCCGGACGGUGUUGUCUCGGCGGAUUUUCUUGAGCUACUCAUAUUUGGAUACGCUCCAGAUCCAUUAGUUAAGUUCUUAACACGAGAUCUCACUGAUAAAGGAAUGAAAAAACUCGGCAAUUCCAUCGAAAUCACCUACUCAACCAUUCAACAAUUGGUCAUUCGGCCACUGCACACCGCAAUUUUGAAUCUUUCGUAUCAUUUGAACUAUUUGAAAGGAAUGUCCAAGAAUACGUAUUAUUAUAAGGAUCUACUAGGCACCAUAACGAGCGAUGCAAGUUUGAAUGCUGGAGCCUUCCUCAUCAAGUCACUGGAGCUACAGCAGGUAAUUGAGCAGUCGAAUCGUGAUUUCAAAAUAUUCUGGGGUUGGCUGUACGGUGUGAUUGUUCGUCUAAUGGAUGAAUCGGUGCCGGAAGAUAUUGCCGCCGUUUCUCAACAAGAUACAAUUUACUUGGCCGAAUUUCUCAACACGUUCGAUGAAUAUUGUGAAAUUGAUAACGACGAUCGCAAGAAACGUAAAUUCAAUCUCGAGCGAGUUGGUCAAUAUCUGCAGAAUCAAAACCUCCAAAAAUUGUCUCGAAUCAGUGUUUCAUCCGAUUGGAAUAAGUUACUUGAGCAAAAUGAAUGUUUGAAAAAUUCCAAUUUCAUUUAUCCGCAUCACAAGGAAUUGUCUUUGGUUCAGGAGCACAACAAUUUGAAAGAGAGCAUUCGCAAGCUGUUCGAGAAGCCAGACACGUUGAUCAGUUUGAAAUUACAAUUGGUUUACACGGUGGAUAUAUGUGAGGUGACGAAUCGAACGACAUUCAACUGGCAUCAAUUCGAUUUGGAUGAAAAGGGCUCGACACUAUUCUCUUUCACCAUCAACAGCAAUCAGAUGUAUCUCAAAGAAUUUUCACCACGAUCUGAGUGUGUGAAAUUUGCAAAGUUUGAAUUUACCGAAGAAGAAGAAGAAACCGAAGGUGUUGAUACAUCGAACGAGAAUACUACGGAGCUCAGCCAAAAGUUCCCUCGAAUGAAAAUGCUUCAUACGCAAUUCUACAACGAUAAAGCCAUUUCAAUGUUGUUUGCAUACAAAAAGAAUAAGCCCACAGCGAAUUGUUUCGUCCAAUUCCCAAUUCAACCGUUGCUAUCACGAUUGACUAGUGCACGGAUUCAACGACGCAUUGCUAUUGAUCCGGCACUGGCUGCCGUAAAUCUACGCGAUCUAUUGGAUAUCGAUUUGGUGCGACCGCUUGAUAUCAGCGAUGGAAACAGCUUGGCCGUUUCGGGUGGACGCAAAAUUGCUACCAUCAUUUCGGCAUCACGGAAGAAGUUUUAUCACUUCGAAAUGGAGGUGGACGAAGGUGAUUACGAUGACGAAGAUAACGAAGGCAGCGAUAAUGAAAACGGCGAAAAUGAAAACGAUGGCAUGGGACUGAACAACACAAUCGAGUGAUAAACUAUUUAAAUGAUGAAAGAAAUUUUCUCAAAAGUCGAUGUAGACGUGAUGAAUAAAUUCAAUGGUUCUGAACGAAAA